Molecule: messenger RNA, 651 nt
Organism: Nipponia nippon (crested ibis)
Lineage: Eukaryota; Metazoa; Chordata; Aves; Pelecaniformes; Threskiornithidae
Source: RefSeq, a predicted model, not a curated record
AUGCCGGGUGUUGCGGUGCGGUGCCGGGUGAUCCCAGUCAAUGCUCAGUCUUGGCGCCGGGGCGAUGCCAGGCGAUGCCGGGUGUCGGGGCGCGGUGCCGGGGCGAUGCCGGGUGCCGGGGUGCCAGUGCCCGUGCCGAUCCGCACGAACAACCGGCACCGCCUCAGUUACCGGCACAGCACCAAACCCGCCGUGAACCCCGCGACCCCCGAAGCCGGCCCGGCGCUUCACGCCCUCGCCCCGCGCCGAAGGCCAGGGAGCUUCGCCCGGCCCGGCAGCGCUUUCCUCGACUGCCCCUUGGCCAUGGAGAGGAUCAAGGAGGACCGGCCCAUCACCAUCAAGGACGACAAGGGCAACCUCAACCGCUGCAUCGCCGAUAUUGUCUCCCUCUUCAUCACGGUGAUGGACAAGCUGCGCCUGGAGAUCCGAGCCAUGGACGAGAUCCAGCCGGACCUACGGGAGCUGAUGGAGACGAUGAAUCGGAUGAGCCACCUGCCCCCCGACUUCGAGGGCAGGCAGAAAGUCAACCAAUGGCUCCAGACGCUCAGCGGGAUGUCGGCGUCGGAUGAGCUGGACGAUUCCCAGGUCCGGCAGAUGCUGUUCGACCUGGAAUCUGCCUACAACGCCUUCAACCGCUUCCUCCACUCCUGA